AUGAGGAAGACACAGUAUGAACACACUUUCUCCCAUAGCUCCGCCGGGCCCGGGGAGGCCUCCAGGCCCCGGGGACUCGGGCAGGCCGGGUGCCCGCUCCCCCGGACCCUCGGGGAACUCGGGGUCCCACAGGCGGGGGGAAGCUUUGAGCGCGUCUACCGGGGCCCAGAGGGGGAGGGGCGGCCCAGGACCAAGGCCAGCCGGGUCCCCUCCCCCGGGGCCUUCCAGGCCCCCCACAGACCCCGGCCCCGCCACCCAAGGGGGAGGAGCCAGAGGCCUCUGAAUGCCUUCAAGGCCCCCCACAGACCCCCGCCCGGCGACUCCCGCCCGGGCCGGGGCGGGACACUUUCAGUUUGCCAUUUGGGGAGGGGGCUGGCGCGCCCCCGGAGCCCCGCCUCCGGGCUCCGCCGGGCCGGAGGAGGUCACCGGGUCCCGGGGAGUCAGGCAGGACAGGUUCCCGCCCUCCGGGAGCUUCGGGGGUCUCGGCGCCCCACAAGCGGCGAGGAGAGCGGGCGGGGCGGGGCGGCGCGGCGGCCGGGCAAGGCAAGCCGCGCGCCCGGCAUGGAGCUCACCGAGCCUCCCCAGCCCCCCGGGCCAGGGGGGCGCGCUGAGAGACGUUCCUCAGCCCCGGUGGAGAACCGAGUGGUCGGGCCUCGAGAUUCGAAAAUCUGCCUCUGGAGCCAUCUGGACAUGGGCCCACAACGCCCACAUAGGACAACUAUCAACUUCUGCAAACCCUUUUCACGUCAGAAGAGGAAGAGAAUCCGUGCCCAGGGAUGGAAACUAGUCGUGGGGCCAGACGAUCUACCUACCACGGAAGCAGACCGCCUCGAAACCGUUUUUCUUUUCACCCGACCCUGGUGGGACCCUAACAUGAAUUAAGGCUUUACACUACAGCUCCAAAAACAUCUAUCACGUCGUCAGCGCCCACCGUCCGAAACCUGACACCGCGGAAGAAGAAACCCCUACUGCUGAACCUGGUGAUUUAGUGUGGAUCAGAAAAAGGAAUCCCUCCUCCCUUGAGGCACGCUGGGCUGGGCCUUAUCAGGUGAUUCUAAGUACACCGACUGCCAUGAAAGUCGCAGGUAAAAGAUUUUGGAUACAUCGCUCACAAAUUAAAAAGGCAGACUCUGACCAGAACGCAGAAUGGUCCAUACAAAAAAACAUCAGAUCCCCUAAAACUUCGGCUGCAGCGACGUACGCCAUUAUGCUGACUCUAGUAACAAUGCUAGCCGCCGAGAACCCCCAUCAAGCCACUAAUUAUACGUGGCAGUUAACUUGCACCAUUGAUGGAACAGUGGUCAGCCAGAUUAGCACCCCUGGCAGCCCUAAAUUUGUUUUUGACCUAUGUAAACUCUUUGGGAGACUCUGGAAUCUACCAGAAGCUGUAAAUACCUAUUUGAGAGGGGGAAGGGUAGAGCUUUGGGGCUUCAGUUGUGGUAAAUUAGAACUGGAACGAGGGCUAUGGCGUAGUCAACAUUAUAUCUGUCUGCAAAAAGUGCCUCAAAGUGUGGGGGAGAGGAUGAUUAUUUCUGUUAUAGUUGGGGCUGUGAAACCAUAGCCCCAUGGAAAAACGUAGAUCAUUUAUUAAAGGUCACCAGGGAGAUAAGGCCAGAAGCUCCUAUUAAAAAUUGUGUAAUUGGGAACUGUAACCCUGUUACUGUUGAACCACAGCAGCAUUGGGAAGAUUCCCAGUGGUUGGGGGGAAAAACGUGGGGAUUGCGCCUAUAUGUGUCAGGAUAUGACCCCGGAGUGUUAUUCACUAUUCAAAAAAGGAAAAUUCCUAAGCCCUUAAAUCCAAUAGGGCCCCUGGACCCCAUCGACAUCAAAAUACCUGUAACAACUACUCCUUUCCCACUUACCCAUCCUUACUCCACCAUAAAAAGCCACCCCUUAUCUUCAAAAGCAACUCCCCUCCCUCCACCUCCAAACUCCCGACAAGAGUCUCUAUUCAAUACACUUAAACUCAUGUUUAAAUUCUUAAACCAAACUUCCCCCAACUUAACUGAAGAUUGCUGGCUAUGUCUAAACCCCAAAGCACCCUAUUAUACAGGCCUGGGAGCUAACCGGAGUAUAGGAGUAACUAACAAUAACAUUCAAAAUGUCUCCCUAUCAAAUAUUCACCAAAAUUCACACUAUUGUCCCUGGGGCACUACCCCUAAACUCACUUUAGGUGACUUUCAAGGACAAGGACCAUGCUUCCAGUCCCCUCAAUUCCCUCUGUCUACUUCUCCUUACGUUAAUUCUUGCACCUCGGUAACCAUUUUUAGCAACAGCCCGGCAGGUCAUACCGGAUACUACUUAGUAGCGCCCAAAGGAACAUGGUUUCCCUGUACAACGGGGUUAACACCGUGUUUAUACCCCCCCCACCCUCAUGCAACCUAAGGCUCCAGGACUAUGCAUUCUCACCCAUGUCCCUCCCCAAGUAUAUUACUACUCUGGUGAGGGAGGUAGGGAGCACUUCGGGCUAAAUAACCUCAAACGAGUCAGGCGAGGGGGACCAAUACUAGUGCCAGUGCUCCUGGGACUUGGGGUAGCGGGGGCAACCGCAGUAGGAACCACAGCACUUGUCACAGGAGACCAAAAUUUUAAAAGCCUCAGUACUCAGAUCGACCAGGAUCUAAAAACCUUAGAAGAAAGCGUUACUAAAUUUGAGGAGUCCUUAAGCUCAUUGGCAAAAGUAGUGCUUCAGAAUCGGAGGGGACUCGACCUUGUAUUCUUAAAGCAGGGAGGGCUUUGUUUAGCCUUGGGGGAAGCAUGCUGUUUUUAUACUAACCACUCAGGUGUAAUUAAAGAAAGUUUAAACCAACUCCAAAAGAGAAUACAGGAUAGAGAAGAGCAAAGGAAAAAGGAGGCAAAUUGGUUUGAAAGUAUAUUUUCUCAAUCUCCAUGGUUAACUACCUUAAUAUCAGCAGUUGCCAGACCCCUGGCUCUUAUCACGUUAGCCUUAAUCAUAGGCCCCUGUGUCAUAAACAGUUUAGUUAAAUUUGUCCAACGACGUAUUCAAAGCGUGAAGCUUAUGGUUUUGCAGUCCCAAUACCAAUAUCAAUUCUUACCCUCGGGGGAAACAAUGAUUUGAUUCUCCCUAAAAACCAGUGGGGAAUGAAGUGGGCUCCCUCCCCUUAAUCUGUAGCAAGAGAGUCCCCUUCCCCCUCAACCGGUAAUGACUGCAAAGUAAACAUUUAAGCCCU
Choloepus didactylus (southern two-toed sloth) is the source of this 3191-nucleotide messenger RNA. Its product is annotated as proline-rich protein HaeIII subfamily 1-like. The record is from RefSeq and is a predicted model, not a curated record. The transcript has 5 exons. Bases 1 to 882 code for a protein of 293 amino acids. NCBI's taxonomy places the organism in Eukaryota, Metazoa, Chordata, Mammalia, Pilosa, Megalonychidae.